This is a messenger RNA of Babesia bigemina, 4878 nucleotides long. RefSeq lists its product as hypothetical. The record is from RefSeq and is a predicted model, not a curated record. Gene Ontology annotation, molecular function: metal ion binding. NCBI's taxonomy places the organism in Eukaryota, Apicomplexa, Aconoidasida, Piroplasmida, Babesiidae. Bases 1 to 4878 code for a protein of 1625 amino acids. The transcript has a single exon.
AUGGGAUUUUUGUAUGGUGUUCUCAGUGAAGUAAAAAAUGAAGAUGCAGUUAAAACGUAUGAUAAUAAUCCACAACUUAAGCUUGAAAAGGUACUAAAUGACUUACAAUCUCAAAUUGGCUCCGGCCGUACGGGGCUUGUGGCGUCUGUCACGCAGGUGAAGGGGUGGUUGGAGGGGUAUGAGAGGGAGGUGAAUGAAAAAACAGGAAAAGUAAUCGAUGCAUUAGUUAAUUAUAUGAAAAUAAUAGGUGUGCAAGCUGCUCAGUUAGACAGUCUUCCCGAUAAAAGUUUUGAUAACGUUGACAAGUAUUUUACUGCCUAUGCUGCUGAGGCCAAACAGCUUGUUGGCAAGCUGACUGAGAAUGGAGAAAAAAUAAGAGAAUUGGAUGCGGAGUUAAAAAAUAAAUUAUCGAAUCCAAUAGUUAUGAUUAGUCAGGCCGUUGAUUCUCUUGAAAAAUCAUGUCAAAAUAAAGACCUUCAAGACUUGAAUCAGUAUGCGGAAGGUGAACUAAUUGACUUGGAAAAGAGAGUGGCAAACAAGGUUACUGGUCGUAUGAUAGAGUUUCGAAAUACGUUGCAGGAUGAAUUUAACAAACAAAUUUGGGAUCGUAUCAAGAAAGUCAAGGGCAAGCUAACGAUAGUUGACAACGAUUUGAAAAAUUGGAUUAAGGCGGCGAGAGAGUUACUUCAACGGACUCAUGAUGAGGCGCUUAAUAAAGUUCAUGAAAAGUUGAAUCCUGACGGCACGGAGAGCAAUAAGGUGAUUGGACAGAAGAUUGAUGCCCUUAAGAAGGCUCAUGGAAAAGAUGCACCUAACAGCGCAACGGACCCAGAGAGCAUGGAAUAUGUUUUGAAAAAGGUGGUGGAACCGGCAUUAGGUGAAGCUGCAACGCUAGUGGAUACGAAGAUUGGCAUCACCGGUAAAAACGACUCCGAGUUCACGAAACUUGACAAUGAAGCCGGAGGGAUUUAUGGCGCCGCUAGCGGAAUACGUCAAACGCUCGAAGCUACAGUCGGUAGAAUUAUGUCAACACUUGGGAAGAUUUCAGAAGCGAUUAAUUAUUCCGAGUUUGUUACAACCGAAGCUAGCAGUGAUACGGGAUUGGGACCGACCAUUACGCAGCUCGAUGCGGCGCUUCGCGGAGAUAUUGUGGCUCUUGAGAAGCUCGAUGAUCGUUUAGAAAAAUACGGAGAUGACAAGUUUAGUCAGGCUCUUAUCAAAGCCGUAACAGCGGUGCGUAAGCAAAUAGAAGGUCUUACAGAUUUGAAGCAUAGUUCGACAAAUAAAGCUGCAGAAAUCCAUAGGCAAAGCGUUACGAAUCUGUUUCAGAUUAAAAAUGAGUUGCAGGAUGCAGUGACGGAAUUCUUGAGCAGAAUAGGAGAUCUGAAAUCCACAGGCGCCACAAAAUAUAUGCAGCCCAUACGAGACGCCUACACUGCCAUGAGAAGGAUAAACGAUAUCUCAAAAUCUGUCGGUUCAACAAACUCCAUUGUCAUCAAAAUGCUAAGCACAGCGCAGAGUACUAUAAAACGAAAUACUACAGCGAUAUGGAGUAAUCCAACUGCCUCAACCGGUCCAACCUAUGAAGGAGCUAGGGGUGAAAUGAAAGAGGUACAUAAACAACUCGCUCCAUUUAAAGAAAAAAUUAUGGAUAAAAUAGGUAGCAGCAAAGAUGUGGUGAAUUCACUUAGGAAACAGAUCGAAUCAGCCAGGUCAACGCUUCAUACUGCCGCUAAGAGUAUACAAACCCAGUUAAAAGAUCAUAUUCAAACGAAGCUAAAGAUUAUCCAGAGAAAUAUUCAGUCACAAGUUGACACCAUCAUAUCUCAGCUUAGAACACUCAGAGAGACGUUGCGAAAUAAUGUCAUUAAUGAGAUUAAUAAGUUAAAGGAGCAGGGACUUGGUGGUCAAGAUUCGAAUUGGGCGGGAAGCAGUCAAACUGCCAAGGGCCUCGCACAUAUCCAGACUACACUCAGCGGUAUCAUUGGCACUUCAGACGCCACGCACCUCGACACCUUGGAGGGAAUCAUUAAGAUAGCCGGUGAGUUCUACCAGAAAAUCAACGAUGAGGCUGACAAAGCAUUUAAAGAGAUAGAUGUAUCAAUUCACAAAGAAGUGGAAGCAACGACCACAGAUAUGAGAGACGAAGCGCAACGCCUCUACAGUAACCGCAAACAAGCGGAACUUGAAAGCUUAAAAACACUUUUAGAAACCCAAAAAGCUGCAAUGCAACAAUUAAUAGACGAAGACAAGAUAUCCGGCGUGAAAGGUAUACUAAACAAAAUUGAAACUUGGUUCCCACACAAUGGACCAGCCGCCAUUUUCAAGACUCUACACUCCUUCGAAUCAGUCACUACGGAUUUCAAAUACUUCUCGGACUCACUUUGUGACUUCAUUAAGGAGCAAGUUAAAACUCCAGUCAAGCCGUCCGUUGCUCCCAAUGAAAAUGACAAUUCCACUAAAGUGCAUUACAUUAAGAAAUCCAUAGACACUUUGCUCAGCGAACUCAGCAAUUCAAACCACUUCGAUCGUACAUUUAACGACAAUCUCGCCGCACUCAGACAGCUACUCGCCACCUUCCCUCCUUCCUCGUUCUCCGGCAUUUUCAACGGCGUGCUGCUCGAUGGCUUACGUGCCGGGUUGGACGGGCUGUGCGCGCAGUUGUGCUAUGCAUACGUUAAUACAUAUGACGGUCGAAGGGUUCGCGAGCUGAUAAAGAAUCUUAAACAUGAAGCCGGCGGAAAUAAAGUUGACGCGAUCUAUGACCUGACUGAUGACGGUCGAAAGGCGGCUAAGGUGUGCCUCACUGCACUUAAGACAGUGUGCCACGACUUGAUAAAAGUGAGAGACGAUUUUAUGUCGCGUGCUAUGCAUAAAUACAAACUCAACAAAUCCACAGAACUCGGGAAAUUCAUCAACGAUUGUGGUUUUGUUCUAUCCGAUCAACAUCAGCAGAACGGCGAACUGCGCAACAGCGACGACAUGAAGGGAACUCAAAUCAUCGAGCUUCUCAAAAAAGACGGCAAGCUAUUCCACAAAGCUCGCAGCCAUAUUUUUGCUGGCAGGAUCACUGAAGUGAACGACUAUCUCUGCGAUUACUACGCUGUUUGUAAUCUUACCAACUCCUCAUCCAGACAGCCAUGCAAUGUAUACGAAAUGCUUUGCUGGCUCACGUCGCUACAAUAUAAUGCGGUGUAUACAGAUAUGCUACGCGACGGUAUCGGUAACUUACUUGAGACUCCGGAGAGGGCACUUGGUAGCGACGAUGAAGGCCUUGUGUCGUUUGACAUGAAGGCCACGUACCUAAACGCUUAUCCAAAAAGGGUCACGUAUGGCAAUUACGAAGCUAUACUUGAACACAUUUGCGCUCAAUCGUACAUAUUGUUGACCAAAAUUCGUGGCACUGGUGAUGCGGCGACGUAUUACGCGGUUGACUGCUGUACCAACGCUCUUAAGCUAAAAUAUCCCGCGACAGGUGAGGAAUGUCUCGAUAUGCUGUUGGACAUCCUACGCAGAUUGUUCCCGCCACUUAAAUAUUUGUUGACGCAAUGCAGUAUCGAUGCUAGCAAUUUCGGCUGGCGCGAUUGCCCCUACGGCAAGGAUGUUCCGACGGUCAAAUGGCCAUGCAAUGAACACUCAAAGGAGAAACCAAAAGACCAACCAAAAUGCCAACCAAAUUGUCAACCAAAUUGCCAAGCAAAGUGCCAAGUAAAUUGUCGAUCAAAUUCGCCAUUAAUGUCUUACCUAUAUGAUUGCUUACCCGGGCACCUGCCACAUCAGCUAAGCUCUAUCGGCUGCAAGUACACAUGCUCUACUUGCGCCACUGGUAAGACAGGAAUGCCGUGUUUAACACCGCUCGGAUUCAGAGGUUUCUCAGGUGAACCGAAAACCGGCAAGGACCUGUGUGACGUUCUAACUAAAUUCUUUGAACAUGAGCAUUUGUCAUCGUUGCUCUCCCUGGCGCCCAAAGCGCCGAGCACAUUGCCGGAGCAUCUCAGUUUCACGUUAUCGCUUGUUAAACACUGGAAUAAUGGCGGUAGACAUCUGAUUCAGGAUGCGUUUACCAAGGCAAUCAAUGACCAAUCCAUUGGCUUGUACGAACAACCGGAAACCCUUAUUAAUACACUUUGCAACGUCUACGGUAAUACUAAAAAGCAUCAUAACAUGAAUGAUGACGGUAAGGAAGCUAGCUUGCCGUUUACAUCGUUGACUGCGUCUUGCACAACGCAGGAUCAUUGUGCUCCAUACCUGCGAUCCCUGUGCGACGACACUUACGCAUACUUAGUCAGCAAACAGGCUGGCACUUAUUUCUCAUGGGCAAUAUACUCACCAUGGACGUUGUGGAAAUAUGUGCAGUGCUUACUGACAGACUUCCAGAACAUAUCCUGUAAGGACUGGGGGUGCCGUGGAUGUACCCGUGGUGAUCAAUGUAAGCGUGGCCAGCACGGACUCAGCGAUGAUAAAAAUAGAAAAGCUCACUGCCAAUGCCGUUCAAUAGUCGGAUGCAGAGGAACAUCUUCGACGUUCUACAGGUAUGGUUUCACUUACGCCUCCUCUGAAAAUUUGAUUAUUAAUGGCACUAAGUGUUCUUCAUUCUUCGACCACCUGACCAGAGUACUUAAAUCGCAGUAUAUGAAAGACUUGUUGACCGAGUGCGACAACUUCCUCUGGACCAUCCGGUCACCCUUCUCCUACCUCGUCCUUUCCCUCUGGCUACUCUCCUUCCUCUACCUCCUCCACAUCAUGGUCAUCCGCCUCGACGUGCUCCACAUCAAAUCUCACUUGCACUCACCAUCAUCACAUCGCAUCGCCGCCCAGUCACUGCUCGCCGCCGCACGUGUUAACAAGCUUAACAGAGUGUUUUACCUGCAACCUUAA